AUGGAGAAUCCAGGAAAUAAGGUCAAGGUUGGGAAUCUCUCUCUCCGCACCAAGGGCCCAUUUAGCAAGUUGGAGUACUUGUGGCUGCAAGCGACGCGGGAGCCUUCUUGCACUGUGGGAACGGAUGCAAUUAAAAGUUGCAAAAUAACUUUGGGUCAAAUGUUUGAAAUGUGUGAGCAAUACGAGAGAAUGGAACUAUUGUCCUUGGGAUUAUCAUGCACACACGAUAACACCACACUAGCGUCCGUGGGACUACCAGACACUCACAAACCUUCACACCAGUGUCCGUGGGACUACCAGACACUCGCAAACCUUCACAUCAGCGUCCGUGGGACUACCAGACACUCGCAAACCUUCACACCAGCGUCCGUGGGACUACCAGACACUCGCAAACCUUCACACCAGCGUCAGUGGGACUACCAGACACUCGCAAACCUUCACACCAGCGUCCGUGGGACUACCAGACACUCGCAAACCUUCACACCAGCGUCCAUGGGACUACCAGACACUCGCAAACCUUCACACCAGCGUCCGUGGGACUACCAGACACUCGCAAACCUUCACACCAGCGUCCGUGGGACUACCAGACACUCGCAAACCUUCACACCAGCGUCCGUGGGACUACCAGACACUCGCAAACCUUCACACCAGCAUGUCAUCUUUGGUGCUAGUGGUAUCUCCGGGGAGACAGCGGAAGAUCGGCACGCCUUUGUGGUUGCAACGAGGGAGCAACAGUAUACAUUCAGUGCCAAGGAUGCGUUUGACUGUGACAAUUGGGUGAAGAAUAUCCAAGACACCUUGCUGCAGCCGAUGUGUUCUAUGGGCCCCCCGCAGCACUCACCCACAAAGGUCACCGUUGAGAACGACAUCUACGUCCCAGCUGAGGAAGUGUGCCGUCAGUACACGGUGACGGUGAGCGUGGAGAGCAGACAGAAGCUGGCGGUGGACGGGAAGGUGCGGCUGCUGGUCGAGAACGGCCACAUCACCAUCAUGUCCCUAGACGGUAACCGGAUCGUCCGCUGGGGCAUCGAGCACCUUCGUCGCUUCGGCUACACCGACACCAACUUCCACGUUGAGGCCGGGAGGAAGAGCCAGCUUGGAGAGGGAGAGUUUGUAUUCAUCACUAACUUGGGUAAGCAGAUCCACACCUUGGUGUCCAAGGAGAAGGAGAUGUGGCGCCACAAGAUGAGCAGGAACAGCCAGCCCUUACCUGCCGGCCAGGUGGCGCCGCCCAUCACCAUGGACCCGGAGCCCCUCACACAGUGCGGCCAUAUAUACGAGGAACUCACCCUGCUGCCCGUCUCCACGAAGGCCUCCAGCCCACGCCUCGGCUUCAAGGAAACUCCAGCCGUGUCUGGCUACAACCCCAAGCCGGAAAAGCCUCCUCGGGUCACUACCAACAAGAACUAUGAAGUCGUUCCAGCGAUGCAACCGACCAUCCCGAUUGGAGGUCAGAAGACGGCGCUGGCGUUUAGCAACGGACAGGGCAAGCUCAUUAGCAAGUCCUUACCCACUAACGCCGCCGCUGCCCGCCCCUACUCCAAUAUGCUCCCUGCUGCUCAAGCGCUGCAGACACACUCGGGGACCCACCAGCAGCCCGUUGCUGAUCUCGAGAACGCUGUGUACUCGGAGCCGAAAGUUUUUAUGGAAGCCUGGAAGGAGUUCAGUCGAGAUGACAACGACAGCGAGAGUGAUCGUUCGAGCUCAACGUACGACAGCCUGCAGCACUUCACGCCCGUCGACAAGGAGGUUGAAGACAGCCACUACACCUACAGUCCCUUCGCGAAGCCCCCAGCAGACGGCGCUCAUGUCGAAGAGGUUUUAAAGAAACUGCAACAGAAGACCAUCCGCGAAGAGCCAAUCUACGCUCAGGUUGACAAGACGAAAAAACUCCCACCAAAGAAAGAUUAACAUGAAUACGGCUUCAGUCUUACAAAGCUCUACUUGUUAAGCCAUUCACUAUGUACAAAAUCUUACAAAACACUAAGACACACACACACACACCCACCAGCAACACACACACACACAC
This is a messenger RNA of Procambarus clarkii (red swamp crayfish), 2029 nucleotides long. Lineage: Eukaryota; Metazoa; Arthropoda; Malacostraca; Decapoda; Cambaridae. The record is from RefSeq and is a predicted model, not a curated record.